Messenger RNA from Ceratotherium simum simum (southern white rhinoceros), 829 nucleotides. It is a transcript of the gene KLK8, whose product is annotated as kallikrein related peptidase 8. Gene Ontology annotation, molecular function: serine-type endopeptidase activity. Gene Ontology annotation, cellular component: secretory granule. NCBI's taxonomy places the organism in Eukaryota, Metazoa, Chordata, Mammalia, Perissodactyla, Rhinocerotidae. The record is from RefSeq and is a predicted model, not a curated record. Gene Ontology annotation, biological process: memory; proteolysis; neuron projection morphogenesis.
CACCAUGGGAUGCCCCCCACCUGCUGCAGUCUGGACCUGGACUUUCCUCCUUUUGCUGUUGGAAGCCUGGGCAGGACGCUUGAGGGCGCAGGAGUCCAAGGUGCUGGACGGCCACGAGUGCCAGGCCCAUUCGCAGCCUUGGCAGGCGGGCUUGUUCCAGGGUGUUCGGCUGCAAUGUGGGGCUGUCCUCAUAAGUGACAAGUGGGUCCUCACAGCCGCCCACUGUAAAAAAAAGAAGUACACAGUGCGCCUGGGAGAGCACAGCCUGCAGGAAAAGGAGGGGACAGAGCAAAGAAUGGCUGUGGCUCAGUCCCUCCCACACCCCUGUUACAACAGCAGCAGCGAGGACCACAAGCAUGACCUCAUGCUCAUUCGACUACGUGGGCGAGUAUCCCUGGGGCCCAAAGUGAAGCCCAUCAACCUGGCGGAUCGCUGCCCUGAAGUUGGCCAGAAGUGCACCAUCUCUGGCUGGGGCACUGUCACCAGCCCGCGAGAGGAUUUUCCUGACACCCUCACCUGUGCAGAAGUAGAAAUCUUUCCCCAGAAGCAGUGUGAGGACGUCUACCCCGGGCAAGUCACAGAUGGUAUGAUCUGUGCAGGGAGCAGCAGUGGGGCUGACACAUGCCAGGGUGAUUCCGGGGGCCCCCUGGUGUGUGGUGGCGUUCUUCAGGGCAUCACAUCCUGGGGCUCGGACCCCUGUGGGCAGCCCGAGAGACCUGGCGUGUACACCAACCUCUGCCGCUACCUGGACUGGAUCAAGAAGACCAUGGGCAACAGUGGCUGAUCCUAGGGAGAGCUCUGGAGCCCCCUCAAUAAACUCACAACCUCG